CAUCUGGGGUAACAUUGGACUGAAAACCCACAUUCCCCCCAAAAUACCAAAAUUACUCCAAGAAAUUCCAGCUUUUUCUCAUCUUUGUCUUUUCUCCAUCGGCGGCGCCAGGAAGAUGUUUUACACCUGUGGUCCCAAUGAGGCGAUGGUGGUGUCAGGUUUCUGUCGUUCUCCUCCUCUGAUGAUCGCUGGAGGAAGAGUUUUUGUGUUCCCGUGCAUCCAGCAGAUCCAGAGGAUUUCUCUGAACACUCUGACUCUGAAUGUGAAAAGUGAUAAGGUCUACACUCGACAUGGAGUCCCUAUCUCUGUGACUGGCAUCGCACAGAUGAAGAUCCAGGGUCAGAAUAAGGAGAUGUUGGCUGCGGCCUGUCAGAUGUUCAUGGGGAAGUCUGAGCCAGAGAUCGCUCACAUCGCCCUGGAAACGCUUGAGGGGCAUCAGCGCGCCAUCAUCGCCCAUCUCACUGUGGAGGAGAUCUACAAAGACCGUAAGAAGUUCUCUGAGCAGGUUUUCAAAGUUGCCUCCUCGGAUCUGGUGAACAUGGGCAUCAGCGUCGUCAGCUACACGCUCAAAGACGUACACGAUGACCAGGAUUAUCUGCACUCUCUUGGUAAAGGACGCACAGCUCAGGUCCAGAAAGACGCUCGAAUUGGAGAGGCUCAAAACAAGAGGGAUGCUGUGAUCAGGGAAGCUCAUGCCAUGCAAGCCAAGAUCUCAGCUCAGUAUAAAAAUGAGAUUGAAAUGGCCAAAGCUCAGAGGGACUACGAGCUCAAGAAGGCCGCCUACGAUAUCGAAGUCAACACUAAAAAGGCAGAGUCGGAGAUGGCGUACCAACUGCAGGUGGCAAAGACGAAGCAGCGCAUAGAGGAGGAGAAGAUGCAGGUGCAGGUGGUGGAGAGGAGUCAGCAGAUCACUCUCCAGGAGCAGGAAAUCACAAGGAAAGAGAAAGAGCUGGAGGCCAAAGUGAUGAAACCUGCAGAGGCCGAAAGAUACCGUCUGGAAAAACUGGCCGAAGCACAGCGUCUGAAGUUGAUCAUGGAAGCUGAGGCUGAAGCUGAGUCAAUCAGGAUUAAAGGGGAGGCAGAGGCAUUUGCUGUAGAGGCUAAAGGUCGCGCUGAGGCUGAGCAGAUGCAGAAGAAAGCGGAAGCCUUUAAACAGUACAAGGACGGAGCCAUGGUGGACAUGCUGCUGGAGAAACUGCCUCUGAUCGCAGAGGAGAUCAGUAAGCCCCUGUGUGAGGCCCAUAAAGUUACCAUGGUGUCCAGUGGAAACGGGGACGUGGGCGCAGCCAAACUGUCCGGAGAGGUGCUGGAGAUCAUGACACGACUCCCGGACGCCGUGGAGAAACUCACCGGAGUCACCAUCUCACAGGUGGCAUCUCGCACUGGUUAAAGACGAUAACCACUUCCACUAUCCCACUGUCUCAUCUGCUCUCAAAUUCUCCUUUCGACUGUGUUAAUGAUUCCUCUACAAUACUUGUCUUAAACAUAUGUAGCUGUGAGGUUUCUCAGGUUUCAAUCACAUAUAUCUUCUUUAAUCGUUCACUCACUCAUUUGUAGGAGGAAUACUACAUUGUCCUUUUACGAAACCAUAAUCCUUUCACGUUUAGAUCAGUUGUGAAAUAUUAGUGGUUAGGGCUGCACAGUAUUGAAAAAAAAAAGUGUUAUUGUGAGAUUGCAGUAUACAUUUUGAAACUGUAGAGUCAGUAAAUUCAAAACAAUACAGUUAAAUGUACAAUUAAAGUGUCAAUUUUGAACCAUGACAGAAAAACGUGUUUUAGAAUGGAUAGACUUCGUUCCAGCCGUCAUAGAAAGUUGUUUCCAUGUAGUUUUUAUCUAACAACGUCGCUGAUUGGAUAAAAUUGUCUGUCCCACUCAGUUGCUUUCUCUUGGUUCUCAUCCAACAAAAUGCCUAAUAAAAUUCACUUCAGUCUUAUUUUUAAAUUCUCAGAUAAGUGUUUUUAUAAUUUACUGAAAGGAAUUUAAAGAAAUAGUCAGGUUUAGGCC
Messenger RNA from Boleophthalmus pectinirostris (great blue-spotted mudskipper), 2004 nucleotides. RefSeq names its product flotillin 1a (gene flot1a). The record is from RefSeq and is a predicted model, not a curated record. Lineage: Eukaryota; Metazoa; Chordata; Actinopteri; Gobiiformes; Gobiidae. Gene Ontology annotation, cellular component: plasma membrane. The transcript is spliced from 13 exons. Bases 116 to 1390 code for a protein of 424 amino acids. Gene Ontology annotation, biological process: positive regulation of endocytosis; regulation of receptor internalization; protein localization to plasma membrane.